Molecule: messenger RNA, 2370 nt
Organism: Candida albicans SC5314
Lineage: Eukaryota; Fungi; Ascomycota; Pichiomycetes; Serinales; Debaryomycetaceae
Exons: 1
Coding region: 1-2370 (789 amino acids)
Source: RefSeq, a predicted model, not a curated record
AUGGUCUUUUUUUUUUGGGUUUUCUCUCUGUUACAAACUUUCUUUUGCAAAUUCAGCACAUACAAUUAUCUUUUGUCAUCGUCUAAUUACCUACAGUUAACAUUCCCUGAAAAACGUAAAUCAUUUGUUGACAUGACGAUACAAGCCCUACCACUGACUGCCCUUGUUGAAUAUAAAAACAACACACAAGAAUCAUGGAACAAAAAUAGAAAAUCAAAUACAAAAUCAAAUACAAAAUCAAAUACAAAAUCAAAUUCCCCAGUAAAACCAGCAGCAAACUUGGUCCUACCACCGCUCCCACCACUUCCUCCUUCGACUCCACCCAGUAAAAUAACUACUAACAACUCUACGCAACCCACGAUGAGUCGAGCUUCUUUGACCCGUUUGGAGGUUGAAUCAGGCUCAAGCAAAUCAUUGCCAAUUUCAUUUCCUUACUACUUUUUGGACCAAGGUGACCCAGAAGAUACUUUUAAUUUAUGGCAAAGACAAGAAGAUUCGUUAACUAAUAUUAGUAAUAGAAAAGACGAGCAUUUACCUUCACAAUCACCCACUCCUCAAGUUGACACAGAAAGAAUCGACAGCACCAAGAAAUUGAACAACGACGAAGUUUUCAACCCAGUACCAAAAAGAUUUUCUCAAUUUAUCAUCGAUCAACAAAAUCCAUACGUUAGUCAGAGAUUGGAUAAUUUGUCAACUAUUUCACCAUCAAUGCAAAGCGAAAGAUAUAUAAUGAGAAGCUUGACUCCGUUAACAGGAACAAAUAAAAAACGUGCUGGGCUGCUGGUGAUGAAUCCCGAACAACAGGAGAAUAAUAGCAAGAGAACCUCGGACGAGUUGAUACCACCUCGAAGAGAGAUAUCCGAUUCUAUGGGUUCUCAAGCAACAAUAUUUUCCACGAGACAGGAAUUACACAAUGUUCCCUUGGUCAAUAGAAAUGUGAAAAAGAGCAACACUAUAUUCCGAAGAAGAAACAAUAAGUCGAAACGUACUAGUAAUGUCAGAGUUCAGACAUCAUCAAGCGAUGCCUCAGUUCUUACAAGAAAGAAUGCCAUCAGAUCAAAACAGGGGAGUUGGUUAUAUAGACUUAAAGUACGUCUUCAAAGAAUGGUUGCUAAAUUUAAGUUUUAUAGUUUUAAAGUAUCCUCAAGAAGAUCAGCUAGCAUCAGACGGUCAAAGUCGACAAAAUUGGUCCGCAAACAUCGAGAGAAUCCCCAGAACAGAGAUAUGAAAAGAAUUCAAAGCAUACGUGUAUCGUCUUCACGUUUCAAUCAUAUUUCAAGCCCGUUAACUAACCCACAUUUGGGGAAACAACCUGUUUUCCAAGUUGCUACCAUUGAUGACAAUUUGAAGUUUUUAGCUGGGGCCCCUAAAGAGAGUGUUUAUAUGGGAAAUAAUAGGAGUGAAUCACAAGGGAAAUUGAACCAUCUAUCAGAGUACAUUCAACAACAAGAACAAAAUUAUAUGCAGAAAAUGAUAGAUAAUAAAGCGACUAGUGAAACAAGCAAACUGAUUUUACCAUCUCCAGACUUUAAUGAUACUCGAAGCGAAUUACUAACCGAGUCUGUAACAACUCAUGUUAAGACAAUAGACGAGCCUCUGUCCAGACAGCCCCCAGCACCUCCUCCGCACUUAGAUAACAGUUUCAAUAAUAUUAAUAUGGGCAGCCGCAAUGUUUCAUUGGCACAACAACGUGAUUUGCAACAUCAAGUACAUUCGCACUCACAAAAUGAAGUGAGACAGUAUGAAAUUGCUGAAUUAUGGAAUAGUUAUUUGAAGCAGGUACUUUUCAAAAGAAUCCUAUUACGUCAAGAAAUAAAUAUGUUUCAGAAUUUUAUGGCUACUUUGGCCACCUCUAACAACCAACCAAACACGAGACACAAUAUUGCUGAGUCAACUGUUGGGACAUCGUCAUAUAAUGAGUCUUCCAUACUGGCACCUCUUAAAUCUAUGAGAGGUGAAAAAUCAGUUGUUUCUUCAUAUUGCAGCCAUAGUAGCAGAUGUCAAUCUAAUUAUUCGUCGUCUGAUAAACAGGAUACUGCGUCAGUAUACACUACUGGGUCCAGUGAGUCUAAUUUGGAGACAAAAGAAUACAAUUAUGAGGACGAAGAAUUCAACAAAAAGGUUUUGAAUAGAAGAUCAAUGUUGGGCGAGAUGUUAGAAUAUCUGUCAGAAGAGGAUGAUGAGAAUGUUGAAGAUGACGAAUCAGUUGCCUCACUACAGAAAACGUAUUCUAUUGUUAGUAGUGGGAAACACUCAGAUGUGUUGCUGAAAACAUAUGGUACUGUAAUUAGAAGAAGUAAUUCAAAACCCAGUUCACCUUUGAAAAGAUCAUUUGGUUUGAAUCACAGUCUAAGUUCUAUAGUUAGUUAA